UUCCUUUCGCGACGGGAGUCCUCAACGAGAAAUGAAUUAGAAAACUGGUCAAGAAUUGGCCUCAGUUCCGGGGACUCAUCUUCUUCCUUCUCCCUAUCUUGUUGGUGGUGUGGAGAUCCCAGCACCACAGUGGGGCAGGGGAGGGGACCAGUUAUCUCGGAGAAUGGGGAACGAACAAGUGGAGGUAGGAGGGUGGCAGAAAUAGCCACGUUUCUCUCGCCAAUUUUCAGCUCGUAGUCGAAAGACCCUUUUUGGGACCUGCUCUUUGAUGUGCACUCGAGAAGAAAGGUAGUGAAAGUCUCAGCAAGAGCGGUUAUAUCCAUCUCUCCGCCACUCUACUCUACUCUAGCAUGCUUUUUGCGAUGCGCGCGCAUGUGCUUUCGCACCAAACUCGCGCCAAAUUCUCUAGCAGGCACAUGACUCGCUCCACCAAUCAGAUUGUGACAAAUCAGCACGUUUGCAUCAUGCAAGUUUCGUCAUCCCCGGACCGACCGCGACCGAGCAGCAAAACAAAGAAGACUACAAAAGGCUGGAAGAUCGGUGGCUCCCUAGCCGUCCUCGGAGGCAGAUGUCCUGAAAUGGAGGCAUAGCAUAGAAGAAAGUAGCUAACAAAAAAACAAUGAAAACCCUCUGUGAAAAACCUCACCCUGUGGUCGAAUCAUGGAGGAUCAAGCUGAAAUGUACAAAUCCAAGGCCGGUGUCGCCGCUGCGGCUGCGCUGACGAAGCUAACUCCUGAACUACUCCUACUUUGUCUACGGCUCCUGGCCAAGAACGGCGCUGCGAGGAAAACACCGUGUGCGGUGGUUCAGCCGAGACCUCACGAUCUACCGCCGCAGCAAGCUGGCUCUCCGGACAGUGCUUGUUCACCGCUGAAGCGUCAUUCGGGGAGCCCUCCUCCGUCCUCGCUCGAACAAAAUCAACAGGUUCCACGCUACAGCGGGAGGAAGAGGAAGAGGGGAGAGAGUGAGGAGCUGACGGAUGAUCAGAAGAGGGAGAAAAGAAAACUGAUGAACAGGAUAGCAGCUCAGAACGCCAGAGACCGUAGGAAAAACUAUGUUGAGGACUUGGAAAGAAGAGUGGCAGAACUUGAAGCCAAGAAUGAGAGGCUCCAGCAGGAAAACCUGGCACUCAGACAGAAAACAGAUGUUAUGAAACAGGAACUGGAGAUUCAGCUUGUCCAGCAGCAGUCACACCACACCACCUCCACCUCCACCUCAGCCAAUAGUAGUAACGGCAGCUCACUCAAGUUGUCAGAGAGGACAUCCUCGGUAUCCGGGUCAGCAGUACCUUUCACUUCUCUGCAGCAGAAGCGGAUACUGGGGGAUCUCUUUGCUCGAGUCCUGGUGACAGUGAAUUUGAUUCUCUGUUUCACCUGCUGCAAGAUUACUCCUGGCAUGACAUCAUCGCAUCAGGUGGAUCAGCACUGGCCGCUGAUGUCGACAUUGGUUCCCAGUCACAUGACCUGGGCCAACCAGGGGGGACCAAUCAGGGGCCAAUUGUGGUGGGGGACCCACCAAUCCAACUGGAACCCGAUAGCCAUAUUCUGAACCCCAGCCCCCUACUGACCCCGCCCAUGUUCUCAUCAUCCAGUGACAGUUUUUCCGAUUCCGUUCCAUUUCCCCUCAUACCAGAGUCUACUGCCACCUCCCCUGUUAUUAUUGACUCUGCCCCUGUUAAUGAUUGUCUCGUAGCCAACUUCUCAGACAUGACAGAUUCAGAGCUGGAAAAGAUGCUGUCUCCCUUCUCCGUUGGAAGUGAUUCAAGCUUUGAUCCAGACUAUUUUGACCUUGAAUCGUUCAUGGCUGCUUGAACAUUAUACAUAAUAAUAUCACAAGACUGUUCAUUUCCCAAUUUUUUGUUUUUCAUUAACCGUGCUUUUGUAUUAUCAUU
This is a messenger RNA of Geodia barretti, 1891 nucleotides long. NCBI's taxonomy places the organism in Eukaryota, Metazoa, Porifera, Demospongiae, Tetractinellida, Geodiidae. The record is from the annotation of a GenBank genome assembly.